Molecule: messenger RNA, 2415 nt
Organism: Fusarium falciforme
Lineage: Eukaryota; Fungi; Ascomycota; Sordariomycetes; Hypocreales; Nectriaceae
Exons: 2
Coding region: 1-2415 (804 amino acids)
Biological process (GO): amino acid activation for nonribosomal peptide biosynthetic process; secondary metabolite biosynthetic process
Cellular component (GO): cytoplasm
Molecular function (GO): phosphopantetheine binding; catalytic activity
Source: RefSeq, a predicted model, not a curated record
AUGUCCGUGGACCCUACCAUCCUCGAUACCAUCCUAUCGUGGGACCCCGCCUUCAUGACCAGAGAACAGGCAGCGAACAUCGGUAACACUUAUGACAAGAUUGUCAGUGAAAUGAUCAACCACCGAGAGACUCUCAUAUCAAACCUCGACUGGUUCGGUGACCGAAACGAGCGGCGAGUCCUGGAGUGGAACAGCAACCCAAAGAGCAAUGUGCAGGAGUGCAUACACCAAGCCGUGUCCAAGCAUGGUGCAUUGCGACCUGAUGCAGAGGCUGUUUGCGCCUGGGACGGGAGCUUUACAUACUCCCAACUUCUAUCUCUCUCGGAUCGCCUCGAUUGUCGCUUACAAGCCUCAGGCGUAGGGCCCGAGAUCUUUGUGCCGAUUUGCUUCGAUAAGUCCAAGUGGACUGUCGUUGCAAUGCUGGCUAUGCUCAAGGCGGCCGGAAUCUUGAUCCUACACACCCAUUAUCUCGCCUACACCAUGCUAGAGAGUGUGGCGGCCGAGUUGAUCCCCGUCGACGACCAACUAUUCAUGCAGCUGGCCGAGCACGACGGCAGCGAGGUCGACUGUGGCUCAUGGAGCAAUGACACUUACAUGAUUUUCACAAGUGGCACCACGGGAGAGCCCAAGGGUGCAUUGAUUCAGCAUGGGGCCCUCUUGUCAAGCGCCCUUGCUCAUGGACCUGCCAUGAUGAUGGAUUCCAACACGCGAUCACUACAGUUCGCCGCGUCUACUUUUGAUGUGAGCAUCACCGAGAUCCUCACGUGUUUGGUUCUGGGUGGCUGUGUCUGCAUACCCAGCGAGAAUUCGCGGCUAAACGCCAUCGAGGAAGCCAUCACGCAGCUCCAAGCCAACUGGGCGCUGUUGACGCCAACCUUUGUCAAAUUCAUAGACCCUGCCAAGGUGCCGUCCCUCUGCACACUUGUUACUGGCGGUGAAGCCAUGACGCAAGCCGUCAUUGACUCGUGGUCUCACAUCAACCUCAUCAACUGCUAUGGACCUGCAGAGACGUCUGUUGUCUCGCACGUACACCGAGGUAUGAGGAAAGGCAAGAACCCGUUGAAUAUCGGCCAUCAGGUCGGCGUUCAUUGCUGGGUUGUUGACCGGUACAACCACGACCGACUGAUGGCUGUAGGCGCGACGGGCGAGCUGCUCAUCGAAGGCCACACGCUUGCAAGGGAGUACUACAAGGAGCCGGAGAAGACGAGCGAGGCUUUUAUUGUUGAUCCCGCAUGGACACGCAACCAACCACGACAGAAUGGCCACAGGCGCAUGUACAAGACGGGCGAUCUCGUCAAGUACAACCAUGAUGGUACCCUUCACAUCGCCGGGCGCAAAGGCUCUCAGAUCAAGUUUCACGGACAGCGCAUAGAGCUGGGUGAGAUUGAGCAUCAUCUCAACGCCAGUGCUAGUAUAAAGCACGGCAUGGUCGUUCUGGCCAAGGAAGGUUUCUGCAAAGGCCGACUCUUGGCCAUUGUUCAGCUCGGUGAUGCUUUGAACCAGGACCUAGUGCCCAAGGGCCAGCCUUACAAGUUGAUUGAUGGUCAACUGGAGGACACUGCGCGAGUCAAAAUCGCCGAGGCAAAGCAGCUUCUCGCCGAAAGGUUGCCACCCUACAUGAUCCCUUCUAUGUGGCUCGCCGUCGAGUUCAUCCCUCGUCUUCAGUCAGGAAAGCUUGGCCGCAAGCAGACUGCGAAGUGGGUUGAUGACAUGAACGAGGUUCUGUACCGACAACUCAACCCUGUCACGGCCACCGGGUCCUCAGAGGACCUUGAGUUUUCCAGCAAGACCGAGUCGAAGCUACACAAGAUCUGGAUGCACGUUCUGAACCUCAAAGUGGAACAGUUUGGCCUUGGGCAGUCAUUCCUGAGCGUUGGCGGCGACUCCAUCUCGGCGAUGCAAGUGAUGAGCGAGUGCAGGAAACGUGGCCUAGGCCUGACCGUCUCGCAAAUCAUUGCUUGCAAAUCAAUCAGAGCACUGGCACUGCAAGUCAAGGAUAUCGAUAGGCCAUCGUUCCAUAUGGAGACUAUGGAACAGCCGUUCGAGCUCUCGCCCAUACAGAAGCUCUACUUUGCUAGACCCAACCACGCCCAUGGCCACUACAGCCAGAGCUUUCUCCUCCGCACAAGCCAGCGCAUCCCUGAGUCAGAUAUGCGCAAGGCCAUGGAGACCAUUAUAUCGAGACACUCGAUGCUCCGUGCCAGGUUCAGCCAGGACGCCACCGGUGAAUGGAAGCAGCGAGUCACCAACGAGGUUGCGUCCUCGUAUCGCUUGCGUACUCUAACUCUGGCUUCGAGUGAGGAAGUUGGCCGCUCUCUCAUUGACAUCCAGACUUGCCUUGAGAUUACAAAUGGGCCGCUAUUGGCUGCUGAUCUCAUUGACGAUCUUCUAGCUCAGUUAACUCAUCAAGGGUAG